Molecule: messenger RNA, 1262 nt
Organism: Homo sapiens (human)
Lineage: Eukaryota; Metazoa; Chordata; Mammalia; Primates; Hominidae
Product: putative golgin subfamily A member 8I
Exons: 8
Coding region: 152-661 (169 amino acids)
Source: RefSeq, a predicted model, not a curated record
GCCACAGAGCAUCUUCAAGGAGCUGAACAAUGAGAACAAGAGCGCACUGCAGUUGGAGCAGCAAGUAAAGGAGCUACAGGAGAAGCUUGGUGAGGAGCACCUGGAAGCGGCCAGCCAGCAGAACCAGCAGCUAACGGCCCAGCUGAGCCUCAUGGCUCUCCCUGGGGAAGGACACGGAGGAGAACAUCUGGACAGUGACGGGGAGGAGGCACCUCGGCCCAUGCCGAGUGUCCCAGAGGACCUGGAGAGCAGGGAGGCCAUGAGCAGCUUUAUGGACCAACUGGAGGAGAAGGCAGACCUGAGUGAGCUGGUGAAGAAAAAAGAACUUUGCUUCAUCCACCACUGGCGAGAUAGAUGCCAUCAGAAAAUCCAUCACCUUUUAUCAGAACCAGGGGGCCGUGCCAAAGAUGCGGCACUGGUAGGAGGACACCAUCAGGCUGGAGCUCAGGGAGGAGAUGAAGGUGAAGCUGCUGGAGCUGCAGCAGAUGGUGUUGCGGCUUAUAGCAACUACAACAAUGGGCACAGAAAAUUCCUGGCCACUGCCCAGAACCCUGCUGAUGAGCCCGGUCCAGGAGCCCCAGCCCCCCAGGAGCUUGGGGCUGCAGGCAAGCAUGGUGGUUAUCUAUUUCAGAUACCUGUUUGCUCAUAUUUACAUUCCUAACUGAACAAUGUCUGAAGAGGUACUUAAACCUGUCAUAAAACACAAAUGAGCUUAUGACCAAAUGCUUAGUGCCAGAAAAAACUUCAAACUGCAAUAUGAGUCUCUCCAAAUACAGAAAGGACCAGUAUUUUAAGAGGUAUGUUAACUAAAAUGUUGCAGUGUAUGGAGCAGAGCAGGAAGAACCUUUAAGUCCGAAACUUACAAGUAAAUUUCAUAGUUUCCGUGGUCCUUCCACAACAACCUCUGGCAUCUGUUUUUUCUACAAUGGAGGUAACAGUAGCUCUUUCAGAGCAGGAAAAGGCUUAGAGCAGUGCUAGAAGAGGGUGGUGGCUAUAUAAAGUUUAGCUAUUUGUAUAUUGUAACAAACCACCUUUUUUUUUUUUUUAAGUCAGUAGUAGAUUUCUUUUGGAAAAGUAGCCGCCUCCUGUCUAGAGAUACCUGCAGUUCCACUAAGUGAACAUUGGUGUCUGCUCACCUUUGCCUCUAUUUCUCUCAAUAAUAUACUCUUAAGCUGUUCCCUGAUUUAGCAAUUUUAUACACUUUCUUUUUCUUUAUUUUUUUUUCCUUUCCCUUUUCCUGAGACACUGUCCCGCUCUGUCGC